AUGAGUCCAGGAAAAGUCUCGAGCGAAAAUGGUCAAUGGCUUGCUCGUCGUUACGAAUAUGGACAAGAGCACCUUGAAUGGGAGGAGUUUUACUUCAAGAACAAAGCUUCUGUUCCGACGCUAGUUGGGAAUGUCAAAAGCCUACGUGAAAUCAUGUUGAAUGUCAAAAUGGGUGGACAAAACAAGGCGGUGCCGAUUAACAAGGGUCUGGUUGUCAAUGAUCAGGUUAUUUCCUCGGAAGAUGGUGUAGAAACAAAACUACGGAUUUAUACACCAUACCCCCCGAGUGAAGGAUUACCUAUUAUGAUAUACUUUCAUGGAGGAGGCUGGGCGUUAGGAGACCUCGAGGGCGAAGAUCGAACCUGCAGAGGCAUUUGUGUGAGCACUAGAAUGGUUGUUGUGGGCGUAAACUACAGGCUUGCACCCGAGCACCCAUAUCCUGCCGCUCUAAAUGAUGCAUGGGCCACAUUGGAAUGGGUUCUCGCCAAUCAAGUUACACACAAGGCCAACGUCAACAAGAUCCUUGUUGGCGGUACAAGUGCCGGUGCAAACUUGGCAGCAGUCAUAUGCCAUCAGGCAAAAGCUCGGGGUGUAACUAUCAGUGGCCAACUUCUUCGCAUUCCUAUUGUGUGCCAAAGCACUCCUCACUAUCGCGAUCUUGGGCUUGAGAGCAUGAAUUACUACCAUGAUACCCCAAUUCUGUGUCGGCAAUCUAUGGUACAGUUUCUUGAAUGGUAUAGCCCACCCGAUGCCGCGGACAUGUCGGUCUCUCCCCUCCUCGCUAUGGAUUUCACGGAUCUGCCACCGGCAUAUAUUCAGGUUUGUGGCCGGGACCCGUUGAGAGAUGAGGGUUUGGCAUAUGCGGACAAACUCGAGGAAUAUGGCGUUCCUGUCAGGGUAAAUGUCUAUCAGGGACUGCCGCAUGCCUUCUGGAUUUUCCCGGAGAUAUCAACGUCGGGACAAGCUGCGCAAGAGUUGCUGGAUGGCAUUGACUGGCUUUUGAAAGAAAUAUCGGACUAG
Molecule: messenger RNA, 1020 nt
Organism: Penicillium waksmanii
Lineage: Eukaryota; Fungi; Ascomycota; Eurotiomycetes; Eurotiales; Aspergillaceae
Product: alpha/beta hydrolase
Exons: 7
Coding region: 1-1020 (339 amino acids)
Molecular function (GO): hydrolase activity
Source: RefSeq, a predicted model, not a curated record